UUUAGAUAUAAGAAAAAUAGAAAAUUCCAAGAAGAAAUUAAGAAAGCCACUACAUUAAGUAAAACCAUCCUGCUCCAGAGUGAGACGACUGCAUCGCUAUGAGCUCGUACAAAGUUGGAUACAGCAAGUCAGUUAAGUGUAGAGAGCUGUGUGCAUGAAGAAUCUAAGAAGAAAAGAAAUAAGCUUCCAUGGAUAAAGUUUUGGACUACGAUAUGCUGCCAAGCUACAAGUCGUGCCAAAAUUGAACAACUACGAUACUCAUCUUCUUACAGAUAAGUCAGUGACAGUGUUUUGGUCUUAAGAAAGAUGACAUUCACUACGAAAGCCUCAGCUUUGUGUCAUAGACCAAGUGUUUCAUGAACACUUGUUUAAUAAGAAGUUUGAAAAAAGGGAGCAAAGAUGGCAGAUGAAGACCCGCAAGGUCCCAGGCCCAGGGCACAGAGCUGCAGUAGCGGGACUGGCCACAAGAGGGCACAAAAGUAUACCGAAAGAGGUUUGGAAGACCAGCUUGGCAGGCACAUAAACGCAAGAAGGUCCAAGCUGUCACAAUUAACUUUAAAAAUGAAUAAAAUUAGGGGACUAAUGAAAGAGAAUGAAAGUCUUGACAUUGUUGAUGAACAUUUAAGUAACUUUUCAAAGCUACAUGAAGAAUUCCUACAGGCAAAUGAUGAUGUACUGUCGCUGUUGCCAGAAGAUGAAAGGAAUGUGGUCCAGAUGCUGUGGCUCAAUCCCAAAAAGGAGCAGUUCAGUGGGUUUAUGACUGAAGUUGAAAAAUGGAUCAUCCUAACAAGACAUCAGUAUCAAGAUGGCGUGAGCCCAGAUGACAGCGUGUCAGUGACUGCUAGACCAACUGCAAAGAAAUCAGGUACCAGCGUCAGAAGAAGCUCAGUCAGUAGCCGCUCAUCGAGGUGGUCCAGAGUUUUAUCGGUAUCAUCUGUAUGGCAGAAAGAGGAAGCAGAGCGUGCUGCUCUGCUCGCACGAGCCGCAUCCUUGAAACAGAGACAAGCCUUGGACAUUGAAGAAUGUAAGUUAAAGGCAAGAAGAGAACAGCUUGAGAUCGAGACAGCUAUUGCUGCUUCUACAGCCAAAAUAAAAGUGUUAGAGGACUGUGAAUAUGACAGCUGUAAAAAUGAUGUGGAACAGUGUGAAUCAGCUGUUCAACAGUUCAGCUUCCAAGAGCCAAAAGUGCACGGUGAACAUGAUGGGCAGUCAAAGGUGGAGAUUGCUUGGAGGGGGAAGGCAUGAAGCAAAGGUCCAGGUGGGUACUGCGUGCAAUGCAGGGAGGCAGGCAGGAGAGACUGGCAGUUUGGAGGGGAAGAAGUUACCGGCAGCUGCAGACCAGAAUCCAGGAGAGCUUGUACGGGUGUGGCUUGGUAGGUGGGUUCCAGAUGCUGACUGUAAAACAGCGGAAUGAGGUAAGUAACACGCGAUGAUGCACCAAGGAAAGACGUGAGGCCGAGAAGUGACUAAGGUUAGCAGAUAAUCUGGCAAAGACUAGUUGUGUGCGCAGGUCAUAAAUACUGCUGGUGUGAUUGCCAUCAGGUGAGGAACAACAAGGACUCCAUCCAGAGGGGAGGAGCCGAUGCAGUGGAAAAUUACCCAGACCAUGGCUGUAUCCCAAUUCAGGUUCUGCAGCCUUAAAGUACGCAGCCUUAAUGGUCCACAAGGGCCGCGUCUUCAAAGACCGCUAAGGCCAGAAGUGCCAGGCUUGUAGGCUUCUGAAAUGAGACGGUCUAGUCUCUGUCGCGCUGCCCAGGUUG
Messenger RNA from Oreochromis aureus, 1760 nucleotides. RefSeq lists its product as uncharacterized. Bases 400 to 1245 code for a protein of 281 amino acids. The record is from RefSeq and is a predicted model, not a curated record. The transcript has 2 exons. NCBI's taxonomy places the organism in Eukaryota, Metazoa, Chordata, Actinopteri, Cichliformes, Cichlidae.